CGCACGGAGGCUACAAUGAAUUUGCAUUUCAAUUUCGCAGAAUACAUUUAUGUGCCGUAUGACUAUCACCGUAUUACGUUUAUGUUGGCUCAAUGUUGACAACUGAAGAGAAGGCUGUGCGAGUUGCUUAACACUUCGUAAAGAUAUUGCUUUGAAACAGACAAAGCUUUUAACUAACCAGGUAUAUUGAUGUAUAAUCUUUUUGUAAUAUAUACAGUACGUGCAUAUAUUGAAAUUUGAAAGUAUAACUUCUCAGUAGCUUUACAUUGCGAUAUUACUAUAUAAGUUUCUAUUGAGAGUAUAUAUCGGCGUCAGGUGUAACAUCGUUAACUGGACUGGAUGUAGCGGGAUGAGGGCCAAUAAGUGAUUCAACGCCUCGCGGAACUAUAUGUUAUAUGUAAUUACAAAUUGAGCAAUACAAUUUUCAGGACUUCGAAGCGAAAGUGAAAGCUGCCCAGCAGCCAGCACAGUAGACUCUAUCUAUAACAGUUUAGUGUAAUAGUUCACGUUAAGCCAAUAAACUGUUUAAUCGGGCGAAUUUUGUGGCGAUUUCUUCACCAAUUCAAUUGAUGCUUAAGGAACAGGAAUAGUUAAAUAUCUAAAGUAGAUAUGUUCACAGACAUAGACACGGAAGUAAACGUUUUGUUAAUAUUUAUUCAGGAAACUUUAAAAUCUCUGUACCUUUUCGCCACGACUUUGCUUGCUCGACAGCUUAGUAGCCUAUGUAUUGCUAUAAAAUGCCAAUUUUUCUAAUUAAUCAUUGUGAAGGCCAGAAUAUUUCAUCUAAUAACUCGGAAAUAGCGCUUGCUGAGCCACAUAUUGUAACACAAUAUCCAUAGACAUAGUACACAUCACUUCACUCGAUCGUCACCACAAUAGACCUCUAUCACGCUUUUUUAGUAAAUUUAGAAUUUGAUAUUAGCACUAUAAAUAGCAGAAAGGGAAAGAGGGUGGUAAAGGGUAUUUUCGUGAGCCGUGAAUUGCCAACAUUUGUUCUCGUGAAAUUUGAAAUAACACAUUUUUGCGGAGCUAAGCCGCCCCUCCCCUCCCCCAUUAUAUAUACGUCUGGGAAAUUUAUGAAAAUUAGCCCCCUCCCCCGAAAUAAGAACUGUUCCGCCUCCACUGUUGUUGUCUUGCAAUAUACUAACAUUUACGAAAUUUUAAAAUGUUUCAACAGGUUAUGAAGAUCUCUGUUUGCGAAUAAACUUGAAAUGGAUAAUUCCGAAGGACAUACCUACAGCGCACCAAACAAGGAUCGCGAUUACAACCAUUCGCCAGAUACCGAAAUCCCUCCUGAGAAAGGAAUAAAACCUAUGGAUGAACAAAGUGUGGAAAUGAAUAAUCAAAGUGAACAAAAUCUUCGAAACGGCGAAGCCGACUUCAGUGGGAAAAAUGAAGGAUCCAAUUCUGAAAGUUCUUCAGUAGAUAGUGAAGAUGACUACUUGGAUGAGACACCAACCAAUGAGGUUUUGUUCCAAGAGGGAGCAUUUGCAAACACUAGCGAAAGAAGACUGGACGAUACCCAAGUAGAGUACAUUGAACUGACCGAAUUUGAACGACGUUAUCCUGGCUGUGAAGCUUCUGAAAGUAAUGCAUUUAUAGCUGACCAGUCGUCGAAAAGAAGAGUUGAACAAGCAAUGGAAAACCUAAAAUUGGUCGAAAAUUUCCAAGAAAACGGGCAGUAUGACGAGGCGUUAGACUGUUGCGAUUAUGCUCUUCAAUUGCUAGAUUUGUCUCAGGACACUAACUUACGCAUGAAAUUUUGUAGCAAUAUUAUGCAGCUGUAUUUCUUAAAGGGGAAUAUCGACGCGGUAUUGAAUAUAUAUUAUGAGAACUGUGUUGAUGUGUUGGAGUUCGUGAGUGAUCCUAAAGUUAUACAGUCAAUCAUGGAUAUGCAUACUUUAUGUAUGAAGAAACUGAAAACGAAAGACGAUGAAGAAUGAGAAAAUGCACAAUUAAUUAAUUCAAUUACCGUUUCAAACAGACAAAGGAUCCUUACCAGCCCCAUACCCUUUGAUGUUGCGUGACGCGCGCGCGGGAGGACACGCGUGGAGGAAAGCUACGCACCUCAAUUCCCGCGCGUGCGUCACGCAACCGCUUAGCACAUCAAAGCGCCUGGGACGAGGCUGGAUCCUUAGUACACUCAGCAAUCAGUACUAAUCAGCAAUUGACCUUAGAGGUCCUUACGUUACUGUCAGACAAUGAAUAUUUUUUGUGUAUCGCACAUUGUAUUGCGUAUAUACUAUAUAGCUAAUGUUUUAUCCAUAUCAUGUCUACGUUUCCACUAAAGUUUAGUUGGGUCAAUACCAGGAGCACUGUUUUACAUCACAUAUAUAGACCUAAUUUUAACAAUUAAAAUAGCAAUAAUGACCGUUUUAAAGAGAUAAUGGCCGGACCUUAUCAUGCAGUGUACAAAUGUACAAUUAUAUACUCAGCUAUUAUCAUUAUUAUAUUAUUAUGAUAUUAUUAAUAUUAUUAUUAUUGUCUCGUACUUAGGGGCUGAUUACAUGGAGAGUUUUCAGCCCGGGCUGAGUUUCAGCCCGGUUUGAGCUGCCCUGGCUGAAAUUUCAGCCCGGCAUGCAUGUAAUCGCAAAUAAUUUCAGCCCGGGCUAAAAAACAACCGUUUAAAUGGCUUUAUUUUGCGUGUUUGUUUAAUUUUUAAAUACUUUAUAUAUAACCACAGUCUCACACAAG
Molecule: messenger RNA, 2694 nt
Organism: Paramuricea clavata
Lineage: Eukaryota; Metazoa; Cnidaria; Anthozoa; Malacalcyonacea; Plexauridae
Source: the annotation of a GenBank genome assembly